This is a messenger RNA of Rhodotorula toruloides NP11, 978 nucleotides long. RefSeq lists its product as uncharacterized. The transcript has a single exon. The record is from RefSeq and is a predicted model, not a curated record. NCBI's taxonomy places the organism in Eukaryota, Fungi, Basidiomycota, Microbotryomycetes, Sporidiobolales, Sporidiobolaceae. Bases 1 to 978 code for a protein of 325 amino acids.
AUGACGGCGCUCGUCGACAGCGCAAACGACGUCGAGACCCUCGCAGCGCACGCCCACGCCCACCCGCGCCGCUUCCUCGACAUGAGCUCGUCGUUCCCUCAUCCGCACGAACACAACCACCACGGGCAGGGUCAGCAGGGCGGAGGGCAGUCGCGGGUCGACGAGGACGACCUGCUGGACCUGCUCGCGAGCGACUCGUUCUCGCUCGAGUCGCGCAGGGACCGCGACCUGCUCGUGCUCUCCUCGUUCCUCAAGUCGGCUCUCCCCGGCGCGAGUGCGGGUGGACCGACCGCGCACCCGCCUGGUCCGUCGCUGGCUAUUGGUGGGAACGCAGGACAGGGUCUCUUUGGCGCCGGAGGAGGAGGAGCGGCGGCGGCGGCAGCUGGCUGGAACGGGUGGAGACCGGCUCACCAGGGAGGAGGCGUAGGUGGGGAAGGCGUUGCGGCGCCGUACGGGUCGCCCAUGUCGUUUGCGUCGACGGCGAGCAACAUGAGCAACGUCGCACACCACGCCGCGCCGUCGUCGUCCUUCUCGCCACCGCCCGUCCCCUCGUCGUCCUCCUCGUUCGCGUUCCCCUCAGCCUCUCCCUCGCACCACCACUCGUUCUUCCCGCCCGGAUCGCCCGUCACAACAUCCUCCGCCAUCCUCUCCGCCUCGCCCGUCUCCCGCACCCAAGCCUCGCCCUUCGCCGCCCCCUCACGGCAUCCUCAACAACGCCGCCCGUCCGCCUCGUCCCCGCUCUUUCAGACCCAGACCCCGCAGACCCUCCAGCAAAUACACCAAGGCAUUCGCGCACCCGCCUGCUCGCGGGAACGCGUGCCGACACUGUCGUCUAUCGCGCCGACGAACGGACCGGGUGCCGCGGGAGGGGCGUUAGGGCUGGACGAGGAGGGGUGGAAGACGCGGCUGAGAUCGGCGGCGAGGGCGAGGAAGGCGCAGGCGGUGGACGAAUCGUCGGACGACGUCAUGAUGGAGUGA